AUGGUUGAUGUGACUUCACCGGAGUACUUGGCCCAGUCCAAGGUGGCAUCAAUUAUCGUGUGCAAUGCCAUCCUAAUUUCCUGCAGUGGUGUAGCAAUGGCCGUGAGACUUUUUGUGCGCUCGCGGUUUCUGUCUGGCAUCGGCUGGGAUGAUUCUUUCUGUUUGAUUGGAUAUAUCUUCACAUUCGUCGAGUGCUUAGUCUGCAUUUUGAUGACCAAUUAUGGUUACGGGCAUCAUAUCCAGACCAUCUUGCAAAAUGAACAUAAGAUGAGCAUGUUUCUCAAGCUCGACUUCGUGACCGAAAUUACCUAUCUUAUUGCUUUAUGGGCCGUCAAGGUCUCUUUCGGCUUGUUCUACCUUAAAAUCUUCCCCGGCCGAACGAUCAGAGUUCUGUGUUGGAUCCUGAUUAUACUCGUUACUGCCGAAUGGAUUGAAGAGACGUUUGUCGUUAUAUUCCAGUGUUCACCAGUACAAAAGGCGUGGGACGCAAGUGGAAAAGUGUCUGGAAAAUGUCUUCAACUUCUCAGCUUCUAUUACAUUUCCUUCGCUGUGCGACUCGCGACCGAUUUAGCGAUUUUCAUCCUGCCACUUCCCGAAUUACUCCGAUUGAAGAUGCCACUAGGAAAGCGUCUCGGUUUGAUUUUGAUGUUCGGCUUGGGUCUUUUGAUUGUGGUGACAAGUAUCAUUCGAGCAACAUAUUUGAACAACUUCUCAACCGACCAUACAUGGGAACUGGUUAAUCCUCUCAACUGGUCAUCCGUGGAAAUCGGUGUCGGAGUCUUCAUUGCCUGUGUUCCUUCUUUUAAGGCACUGAUUACCUUCUGCUUCCCCUCUCUCAAACAUGUUCUGGGACUCUCCAGCGAUCGCAGCUAUGGUCCUCAGUACGAGCUCUACGGAGCAUCAGGUCGACGUACCGACGAUCCCCGGUCAUGGCAUGGAAAAUCCCAAAACAACACGAAACUAAACACUAUAACCCGCACCAAUGUCGAAGCCAGCAGGAACACAUCCGAAGAACGUAUAAUUUCCCAUACCCAAGAGGGUAUUCAUGUCACGACAGACGUGAGUGUAGACAGGGUAUCUAAACCAGUGGACACCCACCUCCAUUCAUGGCAUGAGGACGAUUAA
Talaromyces stipitatus ATCC 10500 is the source of this 1125-nucleotide messenger RNA. Its product is annotated as integral membrane protein, putative. Lineage: Eukaryota; Fungi; Ascomycota; Eurotiomycetes; Eurotiales; Trichocomaceae. The transcript is spliced from 6 exons. The coding region runs from base 1 to 1125 and encodes 374 amino acids. The record is from RefSeq and is a predicted model, not a curated record.